AUGUUCAACGUGUCGGCGCUCGCUGGAGCGACGCCUUCUAUCGCUUCGGUAUCAUCUAUCGCGACGAGGAGCCCAUCAGAGCAGCAACAUGGAUCAAGUAUCGGAGUGGUGGUGAAUGAUGGCACUUCUCGAACUGGAGAUGGUGGCGGCGCCGCUUCAUCGGCUUCAAGUGCAUCGGCGGCGCCACCACAACAGCAGUCACAAUCGGCACUUCAUAACAAACUUGAUACCAAAUGGGACAGUCUGAAUACUGGAAACCUGGAUACCAAUUUACAAUGCGCGGCGGCAUGGACGGAUAUUCCACUUCUCGCAGGAUACUCGACAGCACCCACCUUCCCAUUCGAUCAAUGUGCAUACGGUAGCUAUGAUCCGUCGGCGGCAUACUUUGCUUCAAAUGGAAUUGCAGGACCAAUGUACACAUUGCCACCAGCAGAUCCGUUUCAGCGUCAGGAGAAUGAUAUGAUCAAUGGAAACGGAGCGAAUGGGAUCAAGGGAGAUAAGAAUGACAUCAAAGCAGAAGACGAUGAAGAGAUCAUAGACGAAAUGGACGAGGAGAAUGACGAGGAGGACGAUGGAACGGGAAAGCGAAAGAAACGAAAACGACGAGUCCUGUUCACAAAAGCACAGACAUACGAGUUGGAGCGACGAUUCAGGACACAAAAAUAUUUGAGUGCACCCGAAAGAGAGGCGUUGGCUAUGCAGAUCAGGUUGACACCGACUCAAGUGAAGAUUUGGUUUCAGAAUCAUCGGUACAAGACCAAGAAAAGUCAUCAGGAUAAACCAAUCAACACAUCUAUCCUGUCAGCAAUGCCAAACGCAUUCUCAAGUCAAUCAGCGACGACUACAUUCCCCACAAGAGCAAUGCCUAUCCCUAUGCUGGUCCGCGGUGGUGAUUCCUCUGCCCGUUCCUCCGACAUCGCCUCCUCAUCACCCUACACAGUGGCAUUCGGAAGUACAAAUUCUGGCUACCUGCCGACGCCUUCUGCCUACCUUCCAACCACUUCCGGGUAUUUCUCAAAUGGACCCGCCAACGCCUCCUCCUACAUGACCAACACUCAGUGGUGGCCCUCGUAA
Molecule: messenger RNA, 1074 nt
Organism: Caenorhabditis remanei
Lineage: Eukaryota; Metazoa; Nematoda; Chromadorea; Rhabditida; Rhabditidae
Exons: 7
Coding region: 1-1074 (357 amino acids)
Biological process (GO): cell differentiation; regulation of transcription by RNA polymerase II
Cellular component (GO): nucleus
Molecular function (GO): RNA polymerase II cis-regulatory region sequence-specific DNA binding; DNA-binding transcription factor activity, RNA polymerase II-specific
Source: RefSeq, a predicted model, not a curated record